This is a messenger RNA of Aegilops tauschii subsp. strangulata, 2228 nucleotides long. Its product is annotated as WRKY transcription factor WRKY28-like. Lineage: Eukaryota; Viridiplantae; Streptophyta; Magnoliopsida; Poales; Poaceae. The record is from RefSeq and is a predicted model, not a curated record. Gene Ontology annotation, molecular function: sequence-specific DNA binding; DNA-binding transcription factor activity. Gene Ontology annotation, biological process: regulation of DNA-templated transcription.
AUAGGAGGCGAUUGAUUAGGGAGAGAUUACAUGCGGGGGUUGCGGGAUGUUAUUUCGGGCCGAAGGGAUUUUCUUUUUCUUUUUUUAUAUAUCAAGCACAUUCCGUGAGCGUUAGAUUCAAGCUAAAUCAACGGCCAUUGACUGGUCUGGCGCUCGUCUCCUACCAGACUACAGAUAGGAAGUGUUUCCCAGGAAACAAGUGCUUCUGUUCUGUCCCCGCUCCACUCGACUAAUCAAACAAUUCCCACUUACUCCUCCCACCCAAUCUCCCAAUUCAUCCAUCGGUUCCCUCAUGCCGAUUGUCACCCACAAAAACAAAUCCUUGUAGUACCACUUCUUGCCAGCUUCACUAAAAAAAAAUUAUCGCGGUCACGGCGACCAAAAGAUGCCUCUCCUUCCUACCGAAUCCCCACCCUCUCAUGUCCCCUCCCCCUCCUCUCUAUAUAUUGAUGUCCGCGCGCUUCCUCCCAGCCACGACCACUUCUCUAGCUCAUGCCCGUCUAGCUUCCCGGUCUUCUUCUUCGACUUCUUGGUUCUUCCUCGGCUGCCGCCUGUUUGCCGAUAGAUUCUUUUCCAUUCUUGAGCUACCGCGAAUUCAAGGAAGACAUGGACGGGCAGUGGAUGAUCGGGCAGACUUCCCUCAGUCUUGGCCUCAACGUCGGCGGGCCUACGGUGCGGCGAGGUGCUCCUCCGGUGACCAAGGUCCUCGUGGAGGAGGACUUCAUGUCCUCCAGGAAAAAUCACGAGGUCGAAGCGCUGGAGGCCGAGCUCCGGCACGUGGGCGAGGAGAACGGGAGGCUCACCGACAUGCUCCGCGCGCUGGUAGCCAAGUACGCCGACCUGCAGGGCAAGGUCAGCGGCAUGAUGGCUGCGGCGGCCGCGGCCAACAGCCACCACCAGUCGUCGACGACAUCGGAGGGCGGAUCAUCGGCCUCGGCGACCAGAAAGCGCGCCCGCAGCGACAGCCUCGACACGGCCAGCCGCAACCUAUCGCCGCCGCUCGCCGCGGCCGGCAGCAGCGGCCGCUUCGCCGUCAGCGUCACCGUCGGCCCUGACCAGGCGGAGUGCACGUCCGUCCACGAGCCCUGCAAUAGCAAGCGCGUCCGCGCCGACGAGUGCAAGGCCAGCAGGGUCUCCAAGCUCUACGUCCACGCCGACCCCUCCGACCUCAGCCUCGUGGUGAAGGAUGGGUACCAAUGGCGGAAGUACGGGCAGAAGGUGACCAAGGACAACCCGUGUCCGAGGGCCUAUUUCCGGUGCUCGUUUGCGCCGUCGUGCCAUGUGAAGAAGAAGGUGCAGCGCAGCGCCGAGGACAAGGCCGUGCUUGUGGCCACGUACGACGGCGACCACAACCACGCACCGCCGCCCAAGCAACAAGGCUCGGGUGGCAGGAAGAGCGGCGACGCAGCCGCCGUACGCGUAUCAGCUGCGCCGGUGCUUGUCCAGCAGCAGCGGAAGCAAGAACCUUCGACGGCGGAGCAGGUGGACGAUAGGAUGAACCUGGUGGAGCAGAUGGCGGCGACGCUGACGAGGGACCCCGGGUUCAAGGCGGCACUCGUCUCCGCGCUCUCUAGUCGGAUCCCUGUUGCCUGACCGGAAAGCUGCCAGCACAGGAGAAUAUACUCAGGAAAACAUUUUUCAAGAUAGUUGUGCUGCUGGCCAGCCCGCCCGGGUUCGAGCCUCAGCUCUGACUCGCGGGGCAUGCGGAGUUUCUGCUAUAAAAAAAAGCCAACAAAGGUUAACCCUUGAGUUGGCCUCAUUUUUUUAAGAUAGAGAGCCGGUGUAUGACUUGCACCUACGGCGACAUCUCUGACAAGAGCGGCACCUCGACGGCCACGGCGACAACGGACGCAACCCUGACGAGAGCGGUGCCCGUUUGUGUACGAAUGGCCCACGUGGGCGUCACGGUGGCUCUGUCGACCGCGGCUGCCCUAGGGAAUGCCGCCACGGUGAAGGCAACUUCAUUGACCGCGGCAGACCUAGCGAGAGGCCCCGUGGUCGCUCCGGCCGACGCAGUCCCGCCGGUCGCCGCCGCGAAACCAGUGGAGAUCAUUGACUCGACGAGCUCCUCUGAAAACUUCUUCUGAUCCGAGGAAGAUCACGACGACGAUGGUGGCACGCCGUUUGCAUUCAUCCAUGACGUAGUGAAUAUUUUGAGCAGUUCAUCCACACGUAAACUGGUGAACUGUUUGUAAAAUAGUGAGCGUAUGAACUGAUGCUGAAUUUUC